AUGAAGUACUCUGUGCUCUCUCUUGCCGCCUUGCUCACGGCAUCCUCCCUGGCUUUCCCAGGAUACUACUGGGGGUGGCGACAGGGCGAGGCCGGUGACGCCAUUGUCAUGAAUCACAUGAACAUCGCCAUCGACGUGGACAAAGUAACGCCGUCGCAGCUUUUCCGCCAGGUCAAAGCGACAGGAGAGCAAGUUUACUACAUUGAGGCGGGGGGCGCGGCCAGAAUCCCGGGAGGGCCAGUCGCGGACCUGAAAAUCAACAGGCAGGUGGAAGUGAGCUAUGUUGGUGGUGAUGGCGGCACCUUCAACUACGCCAUCAAGCCCCUCGAUCACUUCCCCGGAGUCGUCGAGGUCACGCCUGAUGGGUGUGAGCCUCUGGUCUGGCACCCUGGCGACCCGGAGACGCGUCAAGUUACAUGCCCCGAGGGCACUGAACUCCCCAUCAGACUGUAUGGACCGUUCCAGGCUGGCUGGUAUUAA
This is a messenger RNA of Metarhizium acridum CQMa 102, 480 nucleotides long. RefSeq lists its product as uncharacterized. The record is from RefSeq and is a predicted model, not a curated record. NCBI's taxonomy places the organism in Eukaryota, Fungi, Ascomycota, Sordariomycetes, Hypocreales, Clavicipitaceae.